Molecule: messenger RNA, 939 nt
Organism: Hippopotamus amphibius kiboko
Lineage: Eukaryota; Metazoa; Chordata; Mammalia; Artiodactyla; Hippopotamidae
Product: olfactory receptor 4P4-like
Exons: 1
Coding region: 1-939 (312 amino acids)
Biological process (GO): G protein-coupled receptor signaling pathway
Cellular component (GO): membrane
Molecular function (GO): olfactory receptor activity; G protein-coupled receptor activity
Source: RefSeq, a predicted model, not a curated record
AUGGAAAAUCCCAAUAAUGUCACUGAAUUCAUUCUGUUGGGACUUUCCCAGGACAAGAAAAUCAAAAAUUUGUGCUUUCUACUAUUCCUGUUUUGUUACAUAGCUAUUUGGAUGGGAAACUUGCUCAUAAUGAUUUCUAUCACAUGCAGUCAGCUAAAGGAUCAACCCAUGUAUUUCUUCCUUAAUUACCUUGCUUUCUCAGAUCUGUGUUAUACCUCAACAGUGACACCCAAGCUAGUCACUGAAUCACUGGCAGAAAGUGACAUAAUUUCUUACACUAGCUGCAUGGCACAGCUUUUUGCCAUGCACUUCUUCAGAGGGACUAAAGUCUCUAUCCUCACUGUGAUGGCCUAUGACCACUGCGUGGCCAUCUGUAAGCCCCUGCACUACACUGUCAUCAUGAGCAGGCAGAGGUGCUAUGCCAUGGUCAGUGCUUGCUGUGCUGGGGCAUUUCUGUGCUCCUUUGUCCAGUGUCUCCUCACCAUUAACCUACCUUUCUGUGGCCCCAAUGAAAUAAAUCACUAUUUCUGUGAUGUGUAUCCUUUGCUGAAACUGGCCUGCAUGGACACCUACAGAGUUGGGAUCCUAGUGGUGGCCAAUACAGGCAUGAUGGGAUUGGUGGCCUUUGUGGUCAUGAUACUGUCUUACAUUUUGAUAUUAUAUACCAUCAAGGCUCACCCUGCAGAGAGCCACAGCAAAGCUCUUUCCACUUGCUGUUCCCACAUUAUGGUUGUGGUCUUGUUCUUUGUCCCUGUCCUCUUCAUCUAUACUAGACCAGUUGAAACUCUUCCAGAAGACAAAGUGUUUGCUCUUUUCUACACCAUCAUUGCGCCCAUGUUCAACCCUCUCAUUUACACUCUCAGAAACACAGAGAUGAAGAAUGCCUUGAGGAAAGUGUGGUGCCAGAAACCAUUUUUGAUUGGAAGGCAGAUCAUCUGA